Molecule: messenger RNA, 3695 nt
Organism: Mus musculus (house mouse)
Lineage: Eukaryota; Metazoa; Chordata; Mammalia; Rodentia; Muridae
Gene: Zfp820
Product: zinc finger protein 820
Exons: 5
Coding region: 226-1875 (549 amino acids)
Biological process (GO): regulation of DNA-templated transcription
Cellular component (GO): nucleus
Molecular function (GO): sequence-specific DNA binding
Source: RefSeq, marked validated
GCUCUCUGGCCCUGGAAAAGUCUCCUGAGAAGCAGUUCCUUUGCUACGGGCCGGGGGAGUCAGGAUCAGCAGCGCAGCGGCGGGAACCGCGGUCCAGCGGACCUGGAACCUCCCAGGUCUCCCACUGCUCAGCGAGAUCUGCUCACCUAUGAGUCAGAACUAAGAGCCCCGGAUGGUGAAGAGAGGAAACUGUAGCCAAGGAAUUGGGUAAGAGUAACAAGAAGAAUGAAUGCUUCUCUCCUAAAUGUUCCUCAGGGUCAGUUAACAUUCAAGGAUGUGGCAGUGGACUUCUCACAGGAGGAAUGGGAAUGUCUUGAUUGUGCUCAGAGGGCACUGUACAUGGAUGUGAUGUUGGAGAAUUACAAUAAUCUGUUUUUUGUGGAGACCCAUGGGAUGUGUCCUAAAUAUAAGAACAUCUUGGAUCAAGACCUUCAGCAUAUUGUCCAUGAGCAUGUGAAUAUCCAAGUGAAAUCUUAUAAAUGUCAUGAGCUUGGCAAAAUCAUUCAUGAAUCCACCCAAAGUACACCUUAUAAAACUAACCUCAGGGCUACAUCUGUUGAAUCAUCAAACCUAAGCAGACAUGAAACUGAAAACAACAGAGAACCUUGCAAAUCUAAAAGCCCUGUUAACUGUUUAAAUUUGUUCUCUACCAUUAGUUUAACUCAGGGAAUCCACAGAAGAAAAAAAGAAUACUAUGGUACAGAGCUUGUUAAGGUUUUUGACUCUAAACAAAAACUCAAGCUGAAGCAAACCAAUAAUAGAGAAAAACCUUACAAAUGUAGUGAAUGUGACAAAUGUUUCACCAAGAAAUGCAAGCUUAGACAACAUCAGAGAAUUCAUACAGGAGAGAAACCUUACAAAUGUAGUGAAUGUGACAAAUGCUUUACCCAAAAAGACAGACUUAUUAUUCAUCAGAGAGUUCAUACAGGAGAGAAACCUUACAAAUGUAGUGAAUGUGACAAAGGCUUUACCAGCAAAAGCCGUCUUAAUAUUCAUCAGAGAGUUCAUACAGGAGAGAAAUCAUACAAAUGCAGUGAAUGUGACAAAUCUUUUUCUCAGCAAGGCAAUCUUAGUAUUCAUCUGCGAAUUCAUACAGGAGAAAAACCUUACAAAUGUAGUGAAUGUGACAAAUGCUUUACCUACAAAAGUGGCCUUAGAAGUCAUCAGAUUAUCCACACAGGAGAGAAAGCUUACAAAUGUAGUGAAUGUGGCAAAUGCUUUACCCACAAAGGUGAUCUUAGAAGACAUCAGAGCAUUCAUAUGGGAGAAAAACCUUACAAAUGUAGUGAAUGUGACAAAGGCUUUACUCAAAAAUGCCGUCUUAUCAUUCAUCAGAUAAUUCAUACAGGAAAGAAAGGUUACAAAUGUAGUGAAUGUGACAAAUGCUUUAUUCUCAAAAGUGAUCUUAGUAUUCAUCAGAGAAUUCAUACAGGAGAGAAACCUUACGAAUGUAGUGAAUGUGGCAAAGGCUUUACCAGCAAAAGCCGUCUUAAUAUUCAUCAGAGAGUUCAUACAGGAGAGAAAUCAUACAAAUGCAGUGAAUGUGACAAAUCUUUUACUCAGCAAGGCAAUCUUAGAAUUCAUCUGCGAAUUCAUACAGGAGAAAAACCUUACAAAUGUAGUGAAUGUGACAAAUGCUUUACCUACAAAAGUGGCCUUAGAAGUCAUCAGAUUAUCCACACAGGAGAGAAAGCUUACAAAUGUAGUGAAUGUGGCAAAUGCUUUACCCACAAAGGUGAUCUUAGAAGACAUCAGAGCGUUCAUAUGGGAGAAAAACCUUACAAAUGUAGUGAAUGUGACAAAGGCUUUACUCAAAAAAUGCCGUCUUAUCAUUCAUCAGAUAAUUCAUACAGGAAAGAAAGGUUACAAAUGUAGUGAAUGUGACAAAUGCUUUAUUCUCAAAAGUGAUCUUAGUAUUCAUCAGAGAAUUCAUACAGGAGAAAAACUUUACAGAUGUAGUGAAUGUGACAAAUGCUUUACAAAGAAAUGCAGUAUUGGAAUUCAUCAGAGAAUACAUUCAGGAGAGAAACCUUACAAAUGCAGCGAAUAUAACAAGUCUUUUACUCAGCAAGGCAAUCUUAGUAUUCAUCUGCUAAUUCAUACAGGAGAGAAACCUUAUAAGUGCAGUGAAUGUGACAAAUUCUUUACUCAAAAAUGCAGUUUUAUUAUUCAUCAGAGAGUUCAUGCAGAAGAAAAACCCUACAAAUGCAGUGAGUGUGACAAAUGCUUUACUGACAAAUAUUGUCUUAGAACUCAUCAGAGAAUACAUUCAGGAAAUCGACCUUACAAAUGCAGUGAAUGUGACAAAUCUUUUAUGCUAAAAGCCAGGCUUAGGAGUCAUCAGAGAAUUCAUGCAGGUGAGAAGCCUUACAAAUGUAGUGAAUGUGACAAGUGUUUUACCUACAAAAGCAGUCUUAAUGCUCAUCAGAGAGUUCAUACAGGAGAGAAGCCUUACAAAUGUAGUGAAUGUGACAAAUGCUUUUCCCACAAAGGUGAUCUUAGAAAACAUCAAAGAAUUCAUACAGGUGAGAAACCUUACAAAUGUAGCGAAUGUGGCGCAACCUUUACCCAAAAAGGAAAUCUUCUUAUUCAUCAAAGAAUUCAUACAGGAGAGAAACCUUACAAAUACAGUGAAUAUGAUAAGUGCUUUACCUUGAAAAGCAGUCUUAUAAUUCAUUAGAGAAUCCAUGCAAGAAAAAAAAACUUAAAAAUAUAGUGAAUGUGAUAAAUUCUUUAGUCAGAAAAAAUCUUAGCCCUCAACAGAGAAUGUGAAGACAAUUUGUUGUGAAGACAAAUGAAGUGAAUGAGAAAAAUCCUUUCCCAAGGAAAGAUCAUCUUAGAAUUUAUCAGAGACUACAUAUAAGAGAGUCCUUACAAAUGUAGUAAAUGUACAAAUCUUUUGGUAUUGGCUUAUUGAUUAGAAUACAUCAAAGAAUGCAUAUAAGACAAAAAACAAAAAAAACCCAAAACUCAGAAAUGUAAUGUAUGAGGAAAGGUUUUUACCCAAAUCUCAGAUCUAAAAGAAUACCUUGAAAUUUAUAGUCAGAAAAAAAGUAUCCACUGGAAAAAAUGUGGCAUGGACUUUGUCCAAGUCAUAUUGUUUGCAACACUUGAAGCUCCACACUAGAGAAUUAUUAUUUAUUUUAUACAUGAGAAACUUGUAAAAGUGUUUAAUUAAUGCUCAAAUCUUAGAAACUACUCAGGGUUUAUGCUGAGAGAAACUGAACAUGUGACAAUGAAGGGAAUCUUUCAUAAAAAGUUUUACUUGUUCACUGUCAAAUACGUCAUCAUGAAGACACAAUGGAGAAGCUAGAAGAAUAUGGAAUUGAGUAACGUUUCCUGGAGACUGAAAUGAUCUAUUUCAAAGAGAAGCUGGUUAAGGCAAGAAAUACAUACUUCAGAAUAGCUAAUGAAACUGACAGCCUUCUGUGUAACUCAAAAUAAUUUACUCAGACAAAUUAUGCUUCUUAAAAGAGGAUUUGACAAACUGAGCCAUAAAGAUAGGAUGCUCUUUAUCCUGUAGAUAUUCUUAUAGUUAUGUAUUUUGCUCCCAGUGUCCAGUAUUCAUAAUCUGUAUCAUAUGCUGGUUUUAAGUUUCAGGAUGGCAAUUGUCUUUGAGUCCCUUGGGCUCUCAUUUACUCUUUCCUCUUAGUCAUGUAUGUAACUCCAAUAAAGCUCAUUGGUUCAACAACUCG